Molecule: messenger RNA, 1821 nt
Organism: Indicator indicator
Lineage: Eukaryota; Metazoa; Chordata; Aves; Piciformes; Indicatoridae
Gene: SPPL2B
Product: signal peptide peptidase like 2B
Exons: 14
Coding region: 16-1734 (572 amino acids)
Biological process (GO): membrane protein proteolysis
Cellular component (GO): Golgi-associated vesicle membrane; cytoplasmic side of endoplasmic reticulum membrane; lumenal side of endoplasmic reticulum membrane
Molecular function (GO): aspartic endopeptidase activity, intramembrane cleaving
Source: RefSeq, a predicted model, not a curated record
UGCUGUGAGUAUGGCAUGGUGCAUGUCCUCCCAGAGAAGGGCAGCAGCAAGGGGAAGGACUACUGCAUCCUCUUCAACUCCCAGUGGGCUCAUCUGCCACAUGACCUGGGCAAGGCUUCCCUCUUGCAGCUGCAGGAUCAGACAGCAUCAGUUCUGUGCUCGCCCUCUGAUGUCCCUGAUGGGGGCUUCAAUAACCAGAUCCCCAUGGUGAUGAGAGGCAACUGCACCUUCUAUGAGAAAGUGAGGCUGGCUCAGAUCAAUGGAGCUCGUGGGCUGCUGAUUGUCAGCAGAGAGAGGCUGGUCCCUCCUGGGGGUAACAGGAGUCAGUAUGAAGAGAUUGACAUUCCUGUGGCUCUGCUCAGCUACACUGACAUGCUGGAUAUUGGCAAGAGCUUUGGCAGCUCAGUGAAAGGAGCUCUGUAUGCCCCCAACGAGCCUGUGCUGGACUACAACAUGGUGAUCAUCUUUGUCAUGGCUGUGGGCACUGUUGCCAUUGGAGGCUACUGGGCAGGAAGCAGAGAUGUGAAAAAGCGCUACAUGAAGCACAAGCGUGACGACGGGGCAGAGAAGCAGGACGACGAGACAGUGGAUGUGACUCCCAUCAUGAUCUGUGUCUUUGUGGUGAUGUGCUGCUCAAUGCUGGUCCUCCUCUAUUUCUUCUAUGACCACUUAGUCUAUGUUAUCAUAGGAAUAUUCUGCCUGGCUGCCUCCAUUGGGCUCUACAGUUGUCUGUCUCCCUUCGUGAGAAGAUUCCCCUUGGGAAAGUGCAGGGUGCCAGACAACAAUCUGCCUUACUUCCACAAGCGGCCACAGGUCCGCAUGCUGCUGCUGGCAGUCUUCUGUGUCUCGGUCAGCGUGGUCUGGGGAGUCUUCAGGAAUGAAGAUCAGUGGGCCUGGGUGCUGCAGGAUGCUUUGGGAAUCGCUUUCUGUCUCUACAUGUUGAAAACCAUUCGCCUGCCUACCUUCAAGGGCUGCACCUUGCUCCUCCUGGUCCUUUUUGUCUAUGAUGUCUUCUUUGUUUUCAUCACCCCUUUUCUGACUAAGACUGGGGAGAGCAUCAUGGUGGAGGUGGCUGCAGGCCCAUCUGAUUCUGCCACCCAUGAGAAGCUGCCCAUGGUCCUGAAGGUGCCCCGGCUGAACUCCUCGCCCCUGGCUCUCUGUGACAGACCUUUUUCUCUCCUGGGAUUUGGAGACAUUCUAGUUCCAGGCUUGCUGGUAGCCUACUGCCACAGGUUUGAUAUCCAGGUGCAGUCAUCCAGAGUCUAUUUUGUAGCCUGCACAAUAGGCUAUGGCAUUGGCCUUCUGGUGACCUUCGUGGCCUUGGCACUGAUGCAGAUGGGCCAACCUGCUCUGCUCUACCUGGUGCCCUGCACUCUGCUCACCAGCUUGGCUGUGGCUCUCUGGAGGAAGGAGCUGGGAAUGUUCUGGACGGGCAGCGGCUUUGCGAAAGACCUACCUCAGCCUCCCUUGGUGAUAGCUCCUGUCAACUGCCCUGAGCUCCCCAAAGACAGCAACACACCAGCCCCCCAGCAAGACCCAGAGCAAAUGACCAACCCCACCCUCCAUGUGAAGGAGCUGCAUGGCCCCAGCUCAGCUGCAGAGGAGCUGCCUGAUGUCACCACAAGGAGGGACCAGCCUGAAACCUGCGUGGCACAGAGUGGGGAGCCAGCUGGGCAGAGCCAGGACAACCUGGAAAGUCAAGGCCCAGCUGCAGAGGAAAAGCAGCUGGAAUGAACUCUGCUGAGAACUGUUUUUUUUCCCCCUCCCAACCAUAUCCAUGUCCAGCCAGGGUGUAUUUAGGACUGGUUUAGUUGUGUCUGC